CACAUGAUUUUCCUCUCGGCCGGAUUCGCUGUGGGCCAACAAAAAAUCGAGAACUGAAAACAAAAAUCGCGUUUGCAUGCGACACAAUCUUUCAGCGAGUGUGUGAAUGUUGCUAAAUUUAUAAAUAACAGCUUAAGUUGUGCUGCUCCCAAAGUAAAUUGAAAUAAAAGCAAAAGUGAUAUGCGUUCCCGUCGCCGUGAAACGGAAAACGCAGGCGAUGGAAAAUGGGAAAAUAGGAAAAAAUAAGAAAAAUAAGAAAAAUAUCAACGCAUAAAUAAAGCGCGAGCCUCGCGUCCGAUUCUGUCGCAUUCGCCGGCUGCAUUCCCAAAUAGAUCGGGGUGCUAUAGGCUAUAUCUGCGCGUAUGCCCUAUAGGCACCGCCAGUAUAUAUCCCAAACCUGCCCGGUGCGUGCCGGUGGAUUAUGUAAAGUGGCACACGGCCGAUCCCGAUCACGAAGUGAUCGCCGAGCGCGAAUAAAAGCAAAGAAAAUAAUAAUUUACCAAGCAGAAAAGAAAUAAAUACAAUAAAAUAAAAUGGUAUAAAAUAGGGGAAUGCAGAGAGAGUGUCGUAGAAAUUUGUCGCACGCGCGCGAUUUCAGUAAGUGCAUCUAAUUUAUUUUGCAUCUAUUGCAAUUGAGAGGCGGCAUCCGGCAGAUACGUUUUCGUAAUUGUCGUCAGCGGUUCGAGUUCCUCCGUUUCGAUCUCGCGCGAGUGCUUGCCAGAUUGGAUUACCAAACCCAGGCCAUACCAAAAUAAAUUAUAAACCAAUUUUGAAAGGGUGAUAAACAUAUUGUGACCGAAUUUUGAUCAGACCUGCGAUCGAGGAUCGCUUGCCAAGAGCAACGUAAUGUCGUCCUACCGCAGUUAUACACCCUGGAAAACGAGCUUGGGCAGUUCUUAUAAGCCUAGCAGCUCAACGUAUGGAACCUCCGGUGACUCCACUUCGCGCUACACUUCACUGGCCACCCCGAGCUCCUACAGACCAUCGUUCUCUGGAGGAACUUACCGCCUCAAAAGGGAUCCACCACCACCAGCCAACACAACUCCAGUCAGCAGCUAUGUUAGUCGAUAUGCAAAGGCAGAUCCUAAAGACGCAGCUCCGAGUGAGCGAAGUAGUCCAAUUAAGAGGUACACGGGUAAUACUACCAGCUCCCUUGGGAAAUAUGGACGCUCUCGAGAUCCCAGUCCAGUGGCCUUAGAGCAUACUAAUCGCAAUAAGUCUCGGGAUCCGAGUCCAGUCAUCGACAGUGCCAGAAGUAAAUUGGGAAGCACAUAUCGUGCAGGGAAUACACCAACAACCUCCAGUUCAUCAUCCUCGGCGGCCAGAAACGCCUACAGCAGUCGCUAUGGAGCGGGUGCUCGGAUCUCGGGAAAUGGAAGUGCCUUAUCUUACUUGACCACCAGUGAUUUUCAUGCCAGAACUGCCAGCAGGGCCAAGGCCAGCAGAGAAAGGGAGCGGGAAAAGGAGAAGGAAAAGGAGAAGGAGAUAGAGGAGAAACCCAGUGAGGCGUCUAAUGGCAUAGAUAAGUCUCCUGCGAAGCAACAGGAAGAACAACCAGAGAUCGAUGAAGAACCAAAUGAAACCUUCAUCACUAUAUCCGUCGUGACUAGAGCCACUUCACCCACUCUACCGGGCAGCACAACCGUACAACGCACUCGUCGCAUUGAUCCAGCCAAAACAAUAGAGAAGACCAUCCAAAGAUCCACCAAAAGGCGUGAGACAACAGAUCAGGAGAUCCAGUCGGACAGAUUAGAUGAUUCUACCCGAUAUCUUCGAUACAGUGCUGGCAGCAGUAUAAGUUCUACUUAUAGUCCACACAGAGAUAGGAUCAGCAGUCUACGGUACAGUGCCAGCCCGUUGAAUAGUUCAGGAGCUUCGAAAUCCAGUUCGGUGGGUGAGGGAAAACAGAUUCAGCCAAUACCAGAGACUGUUUCGCCAGCUAGGACCAAUGGCUCUGUGAGCUCAGCCAAGUCCUCAGAAGCGCUGUCCCCUCCAAGAACCAAUGGAAAUUUGAGUUCAGGGAAGUCAUCUGAAGCCCUAUCUCCACCCAGAAGUAAUGGGUGCUCAUCAAAGUCCACAGAAGCGGUGUCUCCACCCAGGACAAAUGGCUCUUUGAGCUCUUCGAAGUCCACAAAGUCCAAACUUUCACCACCGAAGGCAAUACGAUUGAACUCCCGACAAUCUUCAGUGGAAAACCUAGUAAACAAGCCACCUGCUCCUCCCAGCAAGGCGGAUUCUCCCACCAAAACUUGCAGCUCCAGUUCAGGUAGCUCGGCGGUUAAAUGGCCCAACAAGGACUUCCGCAAAUCCUCCCUUAAUGUGGGACCCACGGAUCGUCCACGGAAGUCUCGAACUCCUAGUAGUGGGGGAGAGUCCGAGGAUCUACCCAAUGGCAGUAGCCUUGAAAGGUCACCCAGUGCCGGGUCAGAUGGAAGUCUAGCCUCGGGUAGUUCCUCAAAGAAAUCGAGCAAAUUGAGCAAUGGCAAGGUGCCAGGCAGUCUGAAGCCAAAGAGUCACAAAUCCUGCACUGAAACCACCACUGGCAAUUCAUCUUCGGCCACCGCCUCCGCAUCGGACAGUGAGCAGCGGGUCAAGAGCGUGAAAAAGCAGGCUAAAAAGAAGACGACCACCAAAGAGGGCGGUGCAGGCAAGGUCGCCAACGCCAACAAGACAAAUAGCACCACUGAAUCACCGUCAGCCGUGGUUGAUGUGGUGCCAGCGACGCAGACAAGACUGAAGAAGCUAUCGGCGGUAUCGAAUUUUUUCGCUAGCCGUCAGCAAGACGCAAAUAACGAACCGAUCUUCUUCGAAAGCUCCGAGAGUUCGGGCGAACCGGAGGCUCAUUCGUUGCCAGUGAUCUCGGCCAUAUUGGGAACCUCAAAGAUCUCGAAAAUCUCUGGGAUCAGUCUGACCACAGAUUUGCGAACGAACGAACCGCGAACGACGCUGUCGAGCGAAUCGAAACAAUCACCCCAAACGAAUUCCCCAAGUUCGAGCACACGUUGCCCGCGGGAAACCACGACGGAAACGGCUACAAGAUUACCCAGCAGCACCACUAGCACCACCCACGAGACAAGUCUCACCACCACUGCCAGUUUGACCACCUCUGAGCAGGAAGAUCCCAGUUGGUGGCAGGAUACCAGCUUACAGAUAAACACGGCUUCUGCUUUGGAUCAAAAUAAUAGAGGAGAGAUGCCCUCUUACAGGCUAAGACACAUUGACUCUGGGGAGGAGCAGGCCUGGUGGCUACGCCAGGAUGAGAAUGGCGAUGAUGAUGACACACUGGCGGAGGAGACGCUCAAUACUCUGGAUGAUGAUCUCCAAGAGCCGAGCAAAAGCACCUGGUGGAGUCAGGACGAUCAGGACUCCAGCAGUCAGGUGAAACUAAUGCCCAGGAGUAGGAUAACGCCAGAAAAAGAUGCCUGGUGGCUGCAGGAUGAGGAUGAGGCUGUGAAAUCUCCCAUAGAGAAUGGUGAUCUGAACAACAAUAACAAUAGCGAGCCUCAUGUGGAGGUGACUCUAAGGUUACCAUCGAAUGUCAGCCAAAGGAGCUCCAAAAGUAGUGCUUCCAAGAAUGGAAGUAAUCCGAAGAGUGGUGGCGCCAACCCUUGGUGGCUAUCCGGACCAGCCAGAAAGAUGUUCAAUGUCCAACGCGUUGAGUCGGGCGAAAGAGCGUGGUGGCAGGAGGAAGCCGAGGAGCCACCGCAAGAGGAAAAAGAGAGCGAACCACCACCGGUGAAGCCACCCACGCCACCACCGCGCAUCAUCAAACACUGGGAGUCCGGAGAGCGGGCCUGGUGGUUACAGGAUGAGACGGAAGCCACCCAACUCCCUGCUCAGGCUAGCAGCGAUGAUGAGGAGCAACCAGUUUUGGUGGUGAUUAAUCAGCAGGAGUCUAGGGACGAAGUGGACCUGAGGCUGGCACCACCCACUUUGGAAUCCCAGGAGCUGAGCAACUCCUUCAAUUUUGACGCCUAUUCCGAGCGACCACCUCCACUGGGCCAAUGUGCCAGUCCCGUUCGCUGCCCCUCGCCCUACGACAACAUUCCAAGAUCGCAACUGCAGGAGCCACCACCACCCACUCCCACUCUGACAUCCCUGCAGCCGCGCUUUUCACCCCAAACACGGCGAGCCGGCGAAAAGCUAUUUAUUUCGCGGCACCAGAACAUCGAUGAGCUGCUGGGCGGAGCAUGCCGCCCCCUCAGCCCGCUCUUCUAUGGGAACACCAAUCCUGCUGAGGCCGAGCUAACCCCUCUAGCCGGCAAGAACAUGUUCCUGCUCGAGGAGAUAACACCUGAUCAGGUGCGAAUCCACGACAGCACCGCCCAGCUGCCGGUUAUCCAGAGAAUGCAGCGCGAUGUCGAGUGGUUGGAUAAUGGCAGCAACUUUUAUGAGCCACCCGAACAAAAACAACACCAGCCGCCGCGCAGGAUCGACGAUGCAGCCAUUCAGGUGUACAAGGAUGGCGACUACGGAGCCUACUUGGAUCUGGAGUCAUCGCUGGCCGAGCAGACCGAGGAAAUCGAGGGAGUCAACGUCAGUCGCAAGAAUUCGCUGGUGGUGCGAACGCAGUUAAAUGUGCGCGUGCAUGCCAUAAUUGAGAAACUACUCUCCGCACAGGGCAGUGACCUGCGGCGUGCUCUCUUCUCGCUGAAGCAGGUGUUCCAGGAGGAUAAGGAUCUGGUGCACGCCUUCGUGGCCCUCGGCGGCCUCAAUUGCUUGGUGCGCGUGGGCAAUUGUGCGGAUCAAAACUAUCAGAAUUACAUUCUGCGGGCCCUCGGUCAGGUCAUGCUCUAUGUGGACGGAAUGAACGGCGUGAUGAAGCAUGAGCCGACGAUGCAGUGGCUCUACUCGCUGAUUGCCUCCAAUUACCGAUCCGUGGUGAAGACCGCCCUCAAGUUGUUGCUGGUUUUCGUGGAGUACGCCGAGUCCAACUGCUAUGUGCUGGUCAGUGCCAUCCACGCAGUGGACGCUUCCCAGGGCACACUGCCGUGGUCAAAUAUAAUGAGACUGCUUAAGGACUAUGACAAUGCUGAUGCCGAGCUGGUGAUCUAUGCCACUUCGCUGAUUAACAAAACCCUGGCGGGUCUGAAUGAUCAGGACAGCUUCUACGACGAAAGCGAUCUUCUAGAGCAGCAGGGCAUGGAGACAGUGAUCCAGCGUUAUAUGUCCAAGCCGGGCACUGAUUUGGAUCUGCUCGAUCAGUUGCAGCUGUAUGAGGCGGUGCUCAAAUUUGAGGAUGGUGAGUCGGAUGGACAGCGCUUGCCGCAGAACUCAAUGCGAAAAACGCAACGCUAUCGUCCGGGAACCAAUACGACUGAAAGACGCAAGUCGCGUCGCCAUAGCACAGAUAAUAGUCCCGCAUCACUAACAAAGGUCCUGCCCACCACUGUCCUCCGGAUGACACCUACACAAGCAACGGUGGAUGAGGAUAGUUCUGGCUCCACCAACUCAACGGAAUUUAGCGGCGGUCUCUUUAAUGAGAAGAAACCUCGUGAUGGUGCAGGCGUGACUCCAGGACUUCGAAGAAGACGAGAGCGGGCAGAGCGGCACAAGAGCUUUCUGAAGGAGCAACAGGAGGCGGCGGCCAAUGGAAUCUUCGCUGCUCUCGAGCAGCGGGAGGGACUGGGCCAAAUUGUAACCGCCAUACCCGCCACCAUUCAAACCGGCGACAGUCCGCCUCAGUCCUUGCAACAUGAGGUGCCACCGUGCAACAACAUCAGCGGCAUCACCAACAUUAGCAACAACAAUAUCAGCAACCUUAGCUGCAAUGACACGCCGAACAACAGUCUGUUGGUGAUGAGUCCUAGCAAGCAACUGCUCACUGGAAGCCACAGCAUCUCCAUUAUUAACAACAGCUUCGACAAGGCGAGCAAUAACAAUCAGAGCGAGUUCCUGACCAAGAAAAACCUAUUCCGGGAACGCAAUUCAACUGUGAUCAAUGGUAUUAUGAAGAAUAUCCAGCAAACCGAUAGUGCCUAUAAGAAGUACGAGAACGAAGCGAACCGGCUGAACAACUACUACAGUCAGUCGCCGAAACAUCAGAUCCAUCAGCCCAUUCAGCCAACGCCGGAGGUCCUUUUGAGUCCGAAAAAAACGCUAAAUGCCUCUGGGUUUGAUUUCACGCCCGCUCCCCUCAGUUCCACCCCGGUUAAGUGUGAUGUCCUGCCGGAACCGGAGCCAUUGAGUCCGGCCAAGAAACCCGCUGCGGCAGCACCACCGCCUCCUCCACCGCCACCGCCGCCACCACCGCCACCACCGCCACCUGGUUGGUGGCACGCCCCGAUCUACAACAGCCCGCCAGCUCGAACCCUAACCAGUACUAACCCAGAGCUGCUGCCGCAUCCUGUGGAUCCUUCAGAUAUGGAGAGCGAGAACAAGCAGCUGCUCCUCCAGCUGAAGCGGGACCACACGGUCAAGGAUCUCACCCAGAAGCUGAGCAACCUGCCAAUGAGUCCCACUCAGGAUUCCGCGAAUCGCGCCCUCGUCGGCGAUAUGUCCGGUCUGAUUUCGAAAGCCAAAGAGGGUCUGGCCAAGAGCAAGAGCAAGGGAGAGAUAUCCAGAUCUUCUAGUGUCGAUCAGGAUGUAAAGAAGUCUGAGCCCAAGAAGUCGGAAAAUGAACUUCACUGGGAGGAACUGGUUAGGAAUAUGACAAGGCCCCUAAAUCUUUGCGAUUUGGACUUUACGGAUCUGAGGGAUGAUGACGAGAAGGAUGUGCUGGCCCCUCGAAGUUUGGGCGCAGGUAUACCCCCGCCGCCUCCCCCGCUGGGUGGUGCCAUUGCGCCACCGCCCAUGAUGCCUCCCAACCUGGCACCUCCACCCAUGUACGGAUAUGGCGGCAGUCUAACCAACAGUGUCAAUUCGUUGAAUGGUUCUAUAAAUGGGGAACUGGUCAAUGGUAAUAACACCAUCAAAAAGAACAAGAAAACGGUCAAGCUCUUCUGGAAGGAAGUGCGCGAGGACAUGAUACCGCAGGUGGUGGGCAAGACCAUUUGGGAUGAGCUGCCCGAUGCCAACGUGGACACCCAGAAGCUCGAACAUCUCUUUGAGUCCCGGGCCAAAGACUUGAUGACCAAGAAACAACAAGAGCUGAACAAGAGCAAAGAGAUCAUCGUGCUUGAUCACAAGCGCUCCAAUGCCAUCAAUAUUGCGAUCACCAAGCUGCCUCCUCCGAGGGCCAUUAAGACCGCCAUCCUCAAGAUGGAUGCCACUGUGGUCACUCGGGAGGGAAUCGACAAGCUACUCAAUAUGCUGCCCACCGAUGAGGAGCGUGGCAAGAUCCAGGAGGCCCAAUUAUCCAACCCAGAGUUGCCCCUGGGCAGCGCCGAGCAGUUCCUGUUGACCCUGGCCUCCAUUUCAGAGCUGGAAGCUCGCCUGAAAUUGUGGGCUUUCCGUUUGGACUUUGACAACAGUGAGAAAGAGAUUGCGGAACCGCUGAUGGACCUCAAGCAAGGCAUUGAGAUCCUGCGUCAGAAUCGCACCUUCCGCAGCAUCCUCUCUACCCUGCUGUCUGUGGGCAUCUUUUUGAAUGGAGCUCCCGUCAAGGGAUUCCAGAUCGAGUAUCUGGCAAAGGUUCCGGAAGUGAAGGACACGGUGCACAAACACUCGCUGCUGCACCACCUCUGCCACAUGGUCAUGGAGUCGAGCAGUGAUACCAGUGAUCUGUACUCCGAGAUCGGACCCAUUACGCGAGCCUCCAAGGCGGAUUUUACGGACUUGGCGCACAAUCUCAAUCAGUUGGAGGCGGAGUGCAAGGCAUGCUGGGAUCGUCUGAAACUAAUUGCCAAACACGACAGCCCGCCACCGUUAAAGCAGAAGCUGGUGGAUUUCCUGGCCGAUUGUGCGGAGCGCAUCAUCAUCCUGCAAAUUGUCCACCGACGGGUGAUGAAUCGCUACCGGAAGUUCCUUUUGUGGCUUGGAAUGCCGCAGCACAGUGUGGCGGAAUCGCGUCCCAACGAAUUCUGCCGGACACUCUCUGAGUUCGCCCUGGAAUACCGCACCACCCGGGAGCGGGUGCAGCAGCAGCUGGAGAAGAAGGCCAACCACAGGGAGCGGAACAAGACCCGUGGCAAGCUGAUCAUCGAUAUGGCCAAGUUCAAGACCAAAGAUGACGUGGCCGAUGACGAGUUGAAAAAACUUCUGGACACAUCGAGUGCCGACCAGGCCGAUGGCACACUCACCUGGCGGAGGCGACGAGCGGAACAGCUCCGCUCACCAAUUACCCGCCAAAGCGAGGAGCAGUUCACCGAUGGCGACGAUGAGAUACUGGAAUCUCUGGUCAAGACCGCCACCAAGGCUCCAGGAACACGGACAACGCCGAGGGAACGGAAACGGACGCGCCACGCGGAUCGCAAAUCAUUACGUCGCACGCUGAAAAACGGUCUUACCGAGGAGGAGAAACAGCACGUGGCUGCCUUGAUACAAACCUAUUAGGAUUAGGACAGACAUAUGUAUAUCGUAGAUACCCGCAUCACAUCCGAGAUAAUCCCAUCCCCCAGUGACGUCACAAGUCGGGCACUACGCGCACAGACUGAAAUUGGCGAUCUCAGGCGAGCAAGCGAACCCAGAAAUUACCCUUUUAUACGACAACGUUCGCAUAGUUAGUACUGGUUUUUAUUAUUUUCUAUUUACCACGGCAGCAAU
Molecule: messenger RNA, 8643 nt
Organism: Drosophila sechellia
Lineage: Eukaryota; Metazoa; Arthropoda; Insecta; Diptera; Drosophilidae
Gene: Fhos
Product: Formin homology 2 domain containing
Exons: 19
Coding region: 847-8433 (2528 amino acids)
Biological process (GO): cortical actin cytoskeleton organization
Cellular component (GO): cytoskeleton; cytoplasm
Molecular function (GO): actin filament binding
Source: RefSeq, a predicted model, not a curated record